GUAUGACCCGCUGAGGCCUGAGACAGCCGUGCCACCGCCACCGGGGACGCAGAGUCCGCAUCCCCUGAGGACGAGAACCGUGAGCCCGAGUGGACAACUGAAGGGCAGCAGCAGCCAUGGAUGACUUCACCUCUAUCAGCCUGCUGUCACUGGCUAUGUUGGUGGGCUGUUAUGUUUCUGGGAUAAUUCCACUAGCAGUCAAUUUUUCAGAGGAACGUUUAAAGCUGGUGACAGUGCUUGGUGCAGGACUGCUCUGCGGAACUGCUCUUGCAGUCAUCGUACCUGAAGGUGUCCAUGCUCUCUAUGAAGAAGUACUGGAAGCAAAACACCACGAAGUAGGGGAAAGCCAGAAAGUGAAGGAAGCAGAGACUGGGCCUGAAUUAUCAGCUGUACAUGAGCAUGACCAUGACCAUUCUAGACUACAUGCUUACAUCGGAGUCUCCCUGGUACUUGGCUUCGUCUUCAUGCUCCUGGUGGAUCAGAUUGGUAGUUCUCACAUGCACUCGACAGAGGACCCAGAAGCAGCUCGGGCAGCCAGUUCAAAGAUCACCACCACGCUGGGCCUUGUAGUGCAUGCUGCUGCUGAUGGAGUCGCUCUAGGGGCUGCUGCUUCUACAUCCCAGACUAGUGUUCAGCUUAUUGUAUUUGUGGCCAUCAUGCUCCACAAGGCUCCUGCAGCAUUCGGUCUGGUGUCUUUCCUAAUGCAUGCCGGGCUUGAGCGUAACCGCAUCCGGAAGCAUUUACUUGUAUUUGCUCUGGCUGCUCCUGUCAUGUCAAUGCUGACAUAUGUGGGACUAAGCAAGAGCAGCAAGGAGGCGCUCUCAGAGGUCAAUGCCACUGGCAUCGCAAUGCUUUUCUCUGCGGGGACAUUCCUUUAUGUAGCUACGGUCCAUGUACUCCCGGAAGUUGGUGGAAUGGGACAUAACCACAAAGCAGACUCGGGCGCUGCAAAAGGACUGAGCCGCAUAGAGGUGGUGGCCUUAGUUAUGGGCUGUUUAAUACCUCUGGUAUUAUCCAUAGGACAUCAACACUGAAAUGUGGAAAGAAGUCAAAAUCUGUUUGUUCAGAAGCUGAUAACACUGGACAAAAGCAGGAAAAACUUUCAUGAGAAUACCUAUGUCUCCUAAAGAUUAGAUCUUGUGUUGUCGGAAAUGAACUUAACGGAAUUGGAAUAUCCUACUGGGGUGGUUUUAAUAGUCUUACAAUUCAAUGACAGACAGAAUUUCAGCCUGUACAUAUGUUUUCUUUUUUUUUUUUAAUCAUUGGUUUGCUGUUUUAGGAUACAGUGGAUUCAGAUAAUUAGAAUGAUAACAUUUGGGAAAAGGGUAAACCAUUUCUUUUUCUCUUCUGGCUAUACUUGAGGAGCUCUGUUCCCCCCAACAACCAAGUUAGCAUUCCUCUUUGUCUGCUUGAGGUUUCCUGAUGGUACUAAGAGCUGUCUGUCUAUUACAGGAGCACUGUGAGCUUUAUACAGCUGCUAAGUGUAGACUUACCAGCAUGCUUAGUGUUGCUAUCUAUAGCCACUUCCAUGCUACGUUCUGCUGUCACCUAGAAUAUAUGUAUAUAGAUGAUUAUGGCCUAGAGUAACUAAUUGGCUGCAGCACAUCACUGUCUCUAGAUGUACAGAUAUAAAGGUUAUAUUCAUAUGAAAUAAGAACUACUGCAGCAGCUUCAUUUCACUUUGGCAGUGGACUCGCUGAUUAAAAAAAAAAAAAAAAAAUCUCAAGAUUAGCAACGUACCUUGUCGGUAACUAAUAAUAAAAGGUUGGUGUUAUUUCAGUCGGUAUCAUGAAAAAUAAACCUAAACUAAUUAUUUUGUUGGAUUAACUGUAACCUAGUCUUUAGCACGUCUGAUGUAGACUGAUUAUUACAAUUUCUCUAUGUGCCAAUGUUCUCAUGUCUCAUCAGUCUCUGGACCUUAGUAUAAUUACAGUUACUCUGAAGAUCAGUUUUAUGUGCAGAAAAUAAAAUUGAUGCGUCACGAUGUCUCCUAACCGCCAUGUCCCCAGAUAAGUAUCUCCGUUAUGGACUUGUAACUGCAGUGUUUGUGGUUGACAUUGUCUGCCUCACCAAAAUUCAGUAUCCCUUUGCUUGUGAGGAACAAUAUAGUGUUUCCAGGACAGAAAUCAUUUUGCUUAUGUUUAGCUUUUUGGAUGGCAGUUACUUUGCAUUGCAGUUGUGGUCUCCCCAUAAUUUUCAUAUAAUGAUUGUUAUAAUGAUUUGGUUUUCAAACAUUUUCCUUAUGUCUAACAUAUCCUAAUGGGCACCCAGUUACUGUGAUGUGACCUUUGUCCCAAUGACGGGUGUAAGCAGGAAAGGGUAUUGUUUUCUAAUCCCGGCAAAAUUGAAUGCCGUCCACAUUCCAUAUAAGUGUAGCUGCUCAAUUCUCAUUGUUUGAAUAGCUCUUUGGAUGGUCGCUGGGAGCCCAUGAAAUGCAGAUUAGGCUGUGUGAUUGGAGUAAUACAGGAAUGCAGCUCUUUUCCUGAGAAUGUCUAUAGAAGUAAAUGGAUCACACAGUGGAAGCAUCUUCUUUGUGCGCUGAAGUAUUAUGCAGCCUAUCAAGUCUCUGAGGCCUGAGAUACCAGCGGUUUGAUGUCUACGGGGCGUCACUCGCGCACAGUAAAUUGAUUGGCCGAAGAAGUGGCUGCCUCCACCAUGGAUAGUUGACAGGUACACUUUUUAUAACGCCACUGUGUGCCUUAAUCUGGUCAUAGUGGUCUCCAGGCACAAUCCUUUCUCUGCUCUCUAAUAACUAGCCUGUUUUUACUUUUAAUCUCCGAUCUCGAUUGUCAAAACAGCUGUUUCAUAAUUUUAUAUCUGUUUAUCGGUAUAAGAUGUGUCCUGUGAUAUUGUUGUAUUUCUGUCUGCCUGCGUCACGUGUUUCUCCUCAUCAGAAGCAGGACCCAGACUACAAUGCAUGAAGUAAAAGGAGAUAGUGACAUCCUUGAAUGAUCUGUCUGUGUGCAUUGCCAUUCUGGGUUCCAUUGACUUACUAAUGUGCAAUAUUGACUGUCUGUAUCCGCUGCUUGUCACCCGAGCCCUGAGGAUGGAAGUGAACUCUUGUUGUGAGCCGCUAUCCAGAAGGACAAAGGUGCUUUGAAAGCUGUAAAGCUCCCUUGGAUUGGACUCCCAUUUAUGGCUGGCUAUUUCCAGUCAGAAACUCAAUAUUUUAUGUACAUGAAAUCAUUCCAACAUUAACUGCCUUAUUUCUUCUUCUUUCUAUUUUUUUUUUCACUUUAAUUGUGGAAAGUAAAUUGAUUUUUUUUAACUAUACAUUUUAUGUAUGUUAUUUUAAUUGAUUAAAUGUUAAAUCAUCUGAAUAAACACCAUUUAUUUA
This is a messenger RNA of Pseudophryne corroboree (corroboree frog), 3337 nucleotides long. RefSeq names its product solute carrier family 39 member 9 (gene SLC39A9). The record is from RefSeq and is a predicted model, not a curated record. The coding region runs from base 117 to 1034 and encodes 305 amino acids. Gene Ontology annotation, cellular component: membrane. The transcript is spliced from 8 exons. Lineage: Eukaryota; Metazoa; Chordata; Amphibia; Anura; Myobatrachidae. Gene Ontology annotation, biological process: zinc ion transport; transmembrane transport. Gene Ontology annotation, molecular function: metal ion transmembrane transporter activity.